Messenger RNA from Entrophospora candida, 549 nucleotides. Lineage: Eukaryota; Fungi; Glomeromycota; Glomeromycetes; Entrophosporales; Entrophosporaceae. The record is from the annotation of a GenBank genome assembly.
AUGUCUACAACUUUUACUAAGCCUCGCCCAACAGUUCCACCGAAACCUGCAAGACUUUCUGUAAGUGCUCAAAAACACAAUUCUAGCUAUUCUCUGAAUUCUAUAACAACCGAUUCAAAAAAUUCAACAGACUCUAUUAUUACAAAUGGCUCUUCUUCUUCCACCACUUCCUCCACCCUCACUAUUACAACAAACACUAGCAUUUCAGAAAUGUUAUUAAACUCUCCAAACUUAACAGAUUCACCAACACAAAGCUCACCAAUAGAACAAAACCAUCAACGACAACAACAAGGAGAGGUAUAUGAAGAAGGAGGAGAACAAAGCUAUAUUGAUCCAUCAGAGAUUUAUUUACCGCCUGUUGGUCGUGAAGCUAGAGCAUUAUAUGAUUUCAGUGGUGAAGCAUCGUAUCGCGAAUUGUCUUUUAAGGCAGGGGACGUUUUGAAUGUUUUAAAGGAAAAUUUGGCAGAGGGAUGGUCAUUGGCUGAAAAAGAUGGUAUUACAGGUCUUGUACCUGAAUCAUAUAUAACGGUAAAUAUUUUUCUUUUUUAA